Messenger RNA from Cyanistes caeruleus (blue tit), 6720 nucleotides. Lineage: Eukaryota; Metazoa; Chordata; Aves; Passeriformes; Paridae. The record is from RefSeq and is a predicted model, not a curated record.
UUUGCUUUGAGAACAUCUAAAUGAGCCACUUGGGCAUCACCCCAGUCCUUGUCCUUUCUCUUAACCCAGACAAUGUCCUGGAGCCCUGUUUGAUGCCAGCUCCAAAGCCUUGUCCCCACAGGUUGCUCCUCCCCAUCUCCAGCAGUGCCAUCAGUUGGGAUAAUGCUCGGGUAGGAGGUGGGUGUGUGGCACUGGGACUGGCUCUCUCCAGAUGGGUCCCAGGAGCCAUCAGAUGUGGAGAUGCUGCCAGCAGGAGCUGGUGUCACCCUGGCUGUCGCUCAGGUGUCACCCAGGAAGAUCUGUGCAUUGCCUUCCCUUCUACAUCCCAGGCCAAUGCAACAACAACAGGUCCCUUGCAGGUGCCUUGCCAGCUGUCCCAGGGCUGCAGUGGCCUGGCACACCUCAAAUGUCACUGGUGUUCUGAAAGGCAGAGGGAGGAACUCAGCUAUUCCAUGCCCAAGCAGCACACAAGAGCACUUAUCCAGAAAUUCACACCUCUGCCCACAGUGCCAACAAGGCACCUGGUGCCUCCAAAUUUCAGCGAAUGGCUCAGACCUAGGAAAUACAGGUGAUGGGUGCUGCAGAGGAAGAGGGGCAGGGCUUCAGAUUUGGCUGCUUUGCUGAAGGCAGGGCUGGGCAGGAAUGGCAGGGAUAUACUGCUGGCUGAGUCUGCUGGAGUGAAUAAAAAUAUUCAGGUUUCUCUUUUUUAUGUUUCAUUCUCAGCAGAGUGGUUGUGGCUGCUCAUGUGAAACCUGUUCUUGCUGGGUGCUGGAAAGAGGCAAAGGGAAUGUGUGUGGAGUAAGACUUUUUUAAAGAAAUAUGCUUUCAGUUAGAUUUUGUUCUUCCUGCUGCUUUUCUGCUUUCCCAGGGCAAAUCUAAAUAGCUGAAAACUUGGGUUUGUCCUAAACUUUUCUAUGUAAUGAUGAAAAAAAUCAUAAACAAUUCUGCUUCAUUUUCAGGUGCACCCUUGAAACAGAAGCUGGUGGUGCCAGGGAUGCCCAAGACUCUGUUUAUUCCAGACAUCAGAAGCCCCAGACCUGACAGGAUCUGAGCAUUUAAAGACUAUCAGAGGUAAAGCUUUGUGCAGCCAUCACACCAGGCCUGCAGUGCUCGCAUGCAGUUGGAUGUGCAUCUUUUUCACACACAGGGGGAGGUAGGGGGUUAUUUCAGCCAAAACCCCGCACAGCAGCAUGGCAUCACCUGGGAAGUUCUGUGCUUGCAGCCCUACAGCUUUCCUGCACGGAAGCAGCCAUCAGAGAGGUGGAAUGGGACAAUGGGAGCACGGCUGGCACAGCUCCCUGCCCCAGACUGCCAGGAGCCCUCCUUACCCUGCAGCAGUGCCACUUCCACACCAGAGCAGCACAGCCCUCAGGCUGCAGCAUCAGCCCUGUGCCUGCUGGCUGGAUGUGCUGAUGCCGGGGCAUCCACAAAGCCCACAUCCACUGUCACACACCCACAGCUGCUGGGUGCCCUGGAAUGGCAGCAGUCACCCUGGGGCUGUGGUUUGGGAUUUACUGCUGCUCCCCACAAGCAGAUACUGCCAUCCCUGGCCCCAUCAUGGUCCCAGGACAAAUUGCAAGGUUAAAUGGUUGUUGCACUCUCAGAGCUCUCCUGAUCACAUCCCUUUGUGCCUGUUUGUGCACAAAGUGGAGUGGAGGAAAAGCCCCUCUUUGCAGAGUGGGAUGAAUUCCCAGCCAUGGGGUGGCAUGCACCUACCAUCCCUUGUGCUGCAGGGAUGAAGUGGGUCCUUCUUACAGCCUGUUCUGGUCAAGCUGAUGCUCAUUGCGUCUCAUGGCCAUGAUUUUCUUGGGACCAUGAGUGCAGCAAAUACAAACUUUCCUAUAGGCACUGGGAACAGGUUAAAAAGGAUUCAGGGAAGGUAUGUAUGGACUUUUGGUGGUGAUAAGGACAUGGGAUGCUGUAGAGCUGGUGCAGCCUGUUUGGGCAAUGUUUCCUGGGGAGCUUUCACAGCCCCCAGGACACAGAGCUGCAGAGCACCUGGGAAAGCGAUAAGCUUAGAUAAAGAGAAACAGAUCUGGAGAAUGCAAUACAAUCUUCCUCCCCAGACUGAGCUGGAGUUCUCUUGGUGGUCUUUGAGUAGCAGAGAUGCAUGGGUCCCUCUGCAUGUCCAGUCUUGGAAAGAAGAGUCUUUCCCAUGAGAACCUCAGUGUGCCCAAUGGGUUGUGAGAGUUGUAGGAGGCGCUGACCCUCAUCACCCAUGAAAAAUGCAGAGGAACUGUUCAGAAAGGGACUGUGAUAUCUCUGCUGGACAGGAAAGGAAAUGCAAAUUUCCUGCUGGCUUCAUGAUGGACAUGAACAGCUGGUGGAAUUGGGAGGAUGACAAAAAAAGGGAGAUAUCAGAAAUUACAGGAACUGAUUUUUAUGGCUGAAAAACACCUGCAACUGAAAUGUUACAUUUAAAAGGAAGGUCUUUAAUCUGCUUCUUAAUGGGCAAUGGGAUGUCCCAUGCUGAUACGGCUGUAGCAGGAAUGCUGAUAAAACUGCAUCCUAACCAGGGCUGAAGGAUCAGUUUGGAAGGACACCUCACCUGCCUGCUAUGGUAUUGGGAAUUUGACACAUGAUGGGUCCCAGCAUGCUGAGCAGGCACUUUCCUGCUGCAGCAACUCCCCAUCAACUCCCUACACCCCCAGGUGAGCUAUGGGUCCCAGAAAAUGUGUGAGUCCUGUACAGAGCGUGGAUACCUGGUGAGACUGGAGUCCUGGGCAGAGUAUUGGUCCUUGACAAGGUGUGGACCCUGAGUGAGAUGUGGGUCAUGGGGGAAGGGUAGGUCCCAGGAGAGGUGGGGAUCCCUGGAUGUGUAUCAAAGACUCUGGGGCACAGCUAAUUCACCCCAGAGAGGGCACAGUACACGAGAAGCCGGAGUAGGACGCCCCCGAAUUGCCAGAUGCUGGUGAGCGUGCCAUCAACAGCGGGGAGAGUCCUCAGGGGGACGCGUGGGAUGUCACCUUUAAACUCUGCCCUGGGAGCACCGGGGAGGUGUCUGUCUGUUGGGUGGGGCGGGGGGACGGGACAGAGGGCAGGGCAAGAGUUAACCUACCUGCUCUGCCAUCUAUCUCUAGGCUCCACCUCGGAGAGAGAGGGGAGGGAAAAGAGAAAAAGUAGGGAAAAAAAAAAAAGAAAAAAAGAAGAGGAGGAGGAGGAGGAAGAGCUCAGAGAGAAGCGCCCGGACCGCGGGCAGCACGGCCAGCAGCGGAGCGGCCGCCCCGUCCCACUCCCAGCAUGUUCCAGUGGAAGAAGACUAUCUACAAAACAGUUUGUCUCUCCUUCUUGCUGAUCAUUACAGUGACGGUGCUGCAGCGUGGAAUGGCCCCAAACCAGUUCAUGCAGGGCCAGCAGCAGAGAGAACUGCCCCCUUCAGAGCCCUUGAAAUCCCAGAAGAGAGACAACUCCUUCUCCAUCAGCAGCACUUUCUGGAAGACCAAGAAGGAGAAAGCUCCUGUGAAGGAGGAGAGCGUGACAGCAAAGCAAACAAAAUCCUGGGAUGUCACCACUACCAACUGCUCAGCCAACCAGAACUUCAGCAAGGUGGAUUGGUUCAAAGGGCUGGAGCCCAACUUCCAGCAGUUCCUGCUCUAUCGGCACUGCCGCUACUUCCCCAUGCUGAUCAACCACCCAGAGAAGUGCAGCGGGGAUGUCUACCUGCUCAUCGUGGUCAAGUCCAUCAUCACGCAGCACGACCGCCGCGAGGCCAUCCGGAGGACCUGGGGCCAGGAGAAGGAGGUGGAGGGCAAGAGGAUCAGGACACUGUUCUUGCUGGGCACUGCCUCCAAGGAGGAGGAGAGAGCCAACCACCAGAAACUGCUAGAUUAUGAGAACCGCAUCUAUGGGGACAUCUUGCAGUGGGAUUUCCUGGACAGCUUCUUCAACCUCACCCUCAAAGAGGUCCAUUUCCUCAAGUGGGUCGACAUCUACUGUGACAACAUCCACUUCAUCUUCAAAGGCGACGACGAUGUGUUUGUGAGUCCCAGCAAUAUCCUGGAGUUCUUGGAGGACAAGAAGGAGGGAAAGGACCUCUUUGUGGGGGAUGUCCUCUACAAAGCCAGGCCGAUCCGUAAGAAGGAGAACAAGUACUACAUCCCCAGUGCCCUCUACAACAAAAACAUCUACCCACCCUAUGCAGGGGGUGGGGGCUUCAUCAUGGAUGGAGCCCUGGCCAAGAGGCUUCAUAAGGCCUCAGAGACACUGGAGUUGUACCCCAUUGAUGACGUCUUCUUAGGGAUGUGCUUGGAGGUCCUUAAAGUGUCACCUGUUGGGCAUGAGGGCUUCAAAACUUUUGGCAUUGUGAAAAACAAGAACAGCAAGAUGAACAAGGAGCCAUGUUUUUACCGGAGUAUGUUGGUGGUUCAUAAACUGCUGCCUCCAGAGUUGCUCCAAAUGUGGGACUUGGUCCACAGUAACUUGACAUGCUCAAGAAAACUCAAUGUUCUUUAGCUCAGUCUCUCUGGAGAGCUGGGACUGCAGGAGCUGGGACAACUGAUCCCUGCUCUGGGGUGGGGUGAGCCUCUCCUGGUGGCACAUGAAUCCUUCAGGGGCACUGCCCUCCGGAGUUAGGAGGGCAGAGACACUGUGCUCACGGGCAGGGUUUGUGAUAGUGUUUGUUCCUGUACUGUAUUGUGGUUCACAUAUCUCCAGCUGGGUUGGGGGUUGCUGAAAAAGAGAAAAAACCCAACAAAAAAUGACAAGUCUAGCACAAAAUGGAGAGAGGGCUAAGCGGUUUGUGCUCUGCUUUAGGUACUUCCUCCACAGCAGCAUGAUGAGUGGAGGGGUGGAGGGAGGAAGGGAGGGAUGUGGCACUGGCAUUUUCUGGAGAUGUCCAGGGUCUGGGUAUCCAGGGGAGCUGGUCCAAGGGCGUUCGGCCAAUUACAAGUGCAUCAGCCCCUCCCAACUCAAAAAUAAUGGGAUUUUAUUUAUUAUCUCAAAUUUCUUCUCCAUGCAAGGUUUUAGUUACACUGACGUUGUGUGUGCAUUGGGUUCAUCCCCACCAAAGUCCUGUGUCCCCUUAUGCAGCUGGGGAGAGGGGCUUUUCUCUGAGGCUGGCCCUCAACAGCCCUGAGUCCCCAUUAGGUUUUCAGCCUGACACUUGGGGGACCAGGGUCCUUGUCCUUGUCAGAGGGUCCCAGGCAACAGUGGUUCCCAGCACCAGCCUGGGCUGUGCUUGGCUCCCCAGCCCCUCUGCAGCCUUACUGCAUGUCCUCAGAGGAAUGCACCCAGCUGAAAUUCCUCAGGGAUUUGUUCUUCCUGGCAGGAAAGAGACUAGGCCAGCUGCCCUUGCCUGUGGCCAAGGAAGUGGUGGAGAAAACUGGUGGUCCCCCUGCAGUGCCCCAGGGAUUUGUAACUUCUGGGACCCUACUUCCCAGGUAUCCCAGGGAGUGCUGUGGGGAGACCCUCUCCGUGCUGCACAGCUGCCCUCGUGGCUUUGCCUUGCAGGAGACAACAGCCACAAAGGCCCUGUGUGUGGCUGCUUGGGGUUCAGCCUGGGUUUGUCAGCAACUGUGAUGCUCCAUGGUAGGUUGGAGACAUUGGCCCUGCUCUAGCAUAAGAAGCAGGAUCCAAGGGGACAAACUGAAAGAAAGCUGGUGUUUCACACAUCUGCUCAGCUCAGGGUUGUUGCAGUGUUUAUUCUAGAGGCUGAGAUGCAGGAGCAUAACAGGGAAUGGUGUCACAAGACACCAUUUAUUUGGGCUGAAAGGGCCACAAGCUCUCGAGGGGAGCCCUGGGCUGGUUACUUUGGUGGAAACCACCCAACAGAGACAUGUGGCCACACAAGGGCCACGGGUGCUCUCCAGCCACUGACUGCAGUCAUGAGCAAAGCCACAGGAAUGUGCAAAGCCACAUGCUCACACACGUGAUCCCAGGCACAGGCUCUGCACACACAGAUGUCCCUGUGUGUACGGCUGGCAUGCCCAAAUGUCCCUGCAGGGGGUGAACACACACAGCCACAACCAUGGCCCUGACCACGCACAGUGAAACACGGGCACAGAUACCUUUACUCCCUCUCCCUGUCUGGUGCCAGACAUUGAAAGGAAAAAAUGUUUACUACCUCAAAGGUCCCCCUGUGCAGUGCCUUUUUUUUUUUUUUUUUACUCCCUUUCUCUCUUUUUCUUAAUGCAUUUUGGAAAUGGGCCUUUUUCAUUUACUCCAAGUACAUUCCCCAGGAUAGAAAACAAACUAAAAAAGGGCAUAAACCAGUCAAAAAGGGCACCCACAUGCCAAGCCACACCACUCUCCAAAUGGCCCUGCUCAGAUGAGAUGCAGAUUUGAAGAGGAGGAAGAAAAAGAGCCAGUGCUGCUCAGGGCUCGGCUGGUGGUGAUACUGUGAAAUUGGAUGUACAAUGCACCGGGUCCCUGGAGCAGCCGGGCAGAGUCCUGAGGGCAUUUUUGGUACCCACUGGGCUUAGGCAGCACACAACUCUUUCCUUUUCCCCUCCCUUCCCCACUUCCAACAGGAGUGAGUUCAGAAACACUUCUGAAAUUGAUACCUCCAUAAUUUAUGUCAGGUACAGUACUUUAGGCUGUACAUUUAUCCUGGAUGCGGGGUAAGCUCUUGCUCUCUGUGGCAAUGUGCACAGUGAGCCAGGGCUGUGUGCAGACAUCUCUCAGUGUUGUUCUUCACCUGGUGGGACCUGUACAGAGAAACCUUGUAGAGUUUGGUGAAUAUUAUAGUUUCUAAAUAAAGGUUAAAAGAAGAAAAAAAUCCUA